Molecule: messenger RNA, 1012 nt
Organism: Dicrocoelium dendriticum
Lineage: Eukaryota; Metazoa; Platyhelminthes; Trematoda; Plagiorchiida; Dicrocoeliidae
Source: the annotation of a GenBank genome assembly
AAUUGCGAAACAUGGCGAACAGUUGAACCCAUGCACGAUCAGCCCGGGCUACCCGUACAUCAAGCCAUUCUAGUACAUGCAUAUCCGCUGCUCCUCUGCUGGUACCAAAUACUAUUACUAGCUCUUGUCAGAAUAAGUACAUCUCCCACUAAGGUCGCCGCGCAGUACAUCUCAUGGUAAAGAGGUUCUACACGCCUAAUGACGUCAUACUGCACAACACUCCAGAGGAUUGCUGGGUCUCAUACCUUGGAAAGGUCUGCGACUUAACCGAACUUUGUGCUGAGUAUAAAGGUGACGUGCUGCUUGAGCCACUGCUCGCUGAGGCAGGAACGGACAUAUCACACUGGUUUGACAGUCUGACUGGAGAUGUGCGCCACUACAUGGAUCCAGAGACUCAUUGCUUGGUUCCAUACACACCACAUGGACGGUUCAUACACAUCCCUCCGCCAUACCCCACAACGGACUGGGCUACUGAUAUUGGAACCCCUUGGUGGAAAGAUCCGAAAUACGUUAUUGGAUGCUUGACGCAGAAAACCAGAUUUGUGAGAAUAAUUAACACACUGACUUCCCAGGAACACGAGGUUCAGGUUUGUGUGGAGGAGACAAUGGAAGAAAUACUGGCGCGGUACUUAUGCUACAACGCUCACGCCGCCUCAUACACUUGGAAGUAUAACGGUGUUGUUCUGGACAUGGGGAAGACGUUGGAGAAGAAUGGCGUGCGGGAGGAAACACAAGACAUCGAAGACAGAUUCAUGCCGCAGAUACAUUUGUACUAUAACGAUGAUCUUACUGAGGCGUAAACGAAAUUAUCCACUGCAACAAGAAAUCAAACACCAGUUUCUGUAAACACAGAUGCUCCAUUCUGGCGUCAACAGAGGACAGUCUACUGUUGGACAGAAUGCGAAGAAAACAAUGGCACGCUUGGACAGUGGUUUAUUUCUUUUGCUGGACUUAAAAUCCAGCUCACCUCACUAUCUGAAUUUGUUUCCGAGAAGUAAACAAAAAUGGUGUG